GCUGGGAUGACCAGCACUAUCAUGGUUCUCAGCCCACAUUUUCGUGCUUCUCUGCACUCCCGUUUUUUCGCCCGCUGUUGCCGUGUUUCCGUAUAUGAGGGGCGAGUUACCGCAUUUCGGACAGUGGACAACCCCCCGGAAUAUCUCCCUCCUUUCGUCAGUUCCCCCUUUCUCUCGAGAGACUUUUCACAUGUCAGCUGUUGCGCUACCACUUGAGGUUGCCAUUCUUGUUAGUGUUAUCUGCCAAGCAAUCGUAUAUGGCAUGUUCUUGGUGCUUUUCGGGGCAACAUGCUAUGUCCUAACUCAAAAGAAGAAGACAACCACAACCAACGUGGCAUUUUUGGCUACAGCAUGCACCAUGUUUGUCUUCAUAACCAUCAAUUUUGCUGUCAGUUGGUCGAGGAUCAUGGAUGCUUUGUUUCAUGAGGCAAACCCCACGGCUUAUCUGGGAGACUUGACUCAAUGGAAGGAAGUUUUCCGCACUGGAGUGUAUAUCGCGCUCACUGCCGUGGCCGAUUCUCUCUUUAUCUACCGCUUAUACAUGGUGUGGUCAAGGAAUAUUUGGAUCUGCAUACUGCCUAUGCUACUUCUGGCAGGCAGCUUGACAUCGGGUAUUGGAAUCGAAGUUGCUAUCGCCUCUCUCAAAGGGUCUGGACUCUUCGCUAGCGGCAUCGCUGCAUGGGCUACUUCAUUCUUCAGUAUUUCCUUAGCACAAAACGUGCUGACCACCCUCCUGAUUGUGUGGCGCAUCUGGAGGGUCAACUUGGGUGCGGGGCAUUUGGGAAGCAACAGCCUGUGGCCAGUGAUCGCCGUUAUCCUGGAAUCAGGUGCCCUUUACAGUGCCAAUUUGCUUUGCCUCCUGGCAACCUAUGCGUCUGGAAGUUUCGCCCAGUACAUCUGUCUUGACAUCCUUGUCCCCAACAUCGGAUGCACCUUUUGCCUCAUCAUUGUCCGCGUUGGUCUGGGGCUCAGCAAGAGCGGGUCCCAGCAGGCACCAACGCAGGAAAUUGGCCGUGCCACAAUCGGAGGCACAAGUGCACGCUACCCCAUGCGCAAGAUUAACAUCAAUGUGGCACGCACAGUGGAUGUAGACCAGGAAGAUGUGGACAUCGAACGCGGUGGGAAGGAAGGAUCUGAAACGGAUGUGGACGUCUUCGACAAAUCGCAGAACAUGUCCUAUGAGCAGAUGCACGGGUCCAACGCGUUCUAGAUAGUACUGUCUGUGGCGUCUGAACUUUCUUUUUUUGUUUCGUUCGCUGUAGCCUCGGAGAGUCUGAGGACUUUUAUUCAUUUGCAAAUAUUAAGAUUGCU
This is a messenger RNA of Dacryopinax primogenitus, 1311 nucleotides long. RefSeq lists its product as uncharacterized. The record is from RefSeq and is a predicted model, not a curated record. The transcript is spliced from 8 exons. The coding region runs from base 191 to 1210 and encodes 339 amino acids. Lineage: Eukaryota; Fungi; Basidiomycota; Dacrymycetes; Dacrymycetales; Dacrymycetaceae.